Molecule: messenger RNA, 4345 nt
Organism: Camponotus floridanus (Florida carpenter ant)
Lineage: Eukaryota; Metazoa; Arthropoda; Insecta; Hymenoptera; Formicidae
Product: MATH and LRR domain-containing protein PFE0570w
Exons: 7
Coding region: 349-4140 (1263 amino acids)
Source: RefSeq, a predicted model, not a curated record
UUUUGGUCGCGGUAUCGGUCGAUUUACGACAGUAAUAACGUUUACGUUCUCGGAUCGCGUUGCAUCGCAAUAGUGAUAUCGCGAGCUCGUCGAGACGGCUAUUGAGGCUCGAACGGACGUGAUUAACGCGAUUGCGACGAACGCGUGGACAGAUAUAUAAUCGGCAGACGAACUUACACCGUGUCACCUUGCAUGAAGAGUUCCGGCCGCUCCGUCAGGAGGUUAUCUCUUAACCAGAACAGCAGUCGCUUCAGGGUCCCUGGGGAUUUUCGUGUCGUUAGCGAGGGAUAAAUCGAAUCGCGCGUCUUUUUAACGCGGCCUACUCACAUUCAUCGCCAGCUCCCCACGAUGUCGGACAACAGCGAACACCCGCCCGACGACAACGAGGCGGAGACGAAGACGAUAGAGGAUCUUCCGAACGAUUCGUCCAAGAGCGAGGUGAAAUUAAUGAAUCGAACAGACGCGGCUAUGCUGGAGGACGAGGAGAUGCCGACGUACAUCAGCGUGUCCAGCACGUCGAGACGCGACGACUCGGACGUCGUCAACGCGAAACAGCAGGAGAAUAUGCCCCAGGAGAGCAUGUCCCAGGAGAACAUGUCCCAGGAGAUGGAGGAAGAUUGUAGUCAAAGUCCUUAUCAUAGUGAUAAUCAGGCGCCAAGCAGUGUGUACGUUUUGUCAUCCGAAGAGGAUAUGGAUCAGCAUCCUUAUAAUGAUGAAGACGACGAAGAUGAAUACGAUGGCGACACUGAUGAUAUGGGAAAUUUGGAGCUUGACAAUGAAUUGGAUCCAGAAGAUUCAGGUAAUAGGAGACAUUUGAUGGACGAAGAAGAUGAGGAUGAAGAUGAUGAGAUGGAUAAAAGGGAUGAUGAAAAAUGUUUACGACAAAUACAUGAUGAUGAUACAAUGGAUAAUAAUUUCGAGCUGUAUUGUGAUGGAAGAUCUGAUGAUUUUGUCUUAAAUAGAAGACUAAAAUAUCCUGACAAGGAAAAGAGUCUUUCUCUUCAAGACUUGAAUAUGUCCAAGAACAAAAUUGAAUAUAUACAAAGAAAAUAUUUGUGUGAUCCAUAUAAUAAGAAAUUUAUGAACGUUGCACAAGAGCCUAUAAUGUAUUCCGUGUUACAGAAAAAGCAGUCGACAUCAGAAAAAUAUCAUCAUGUACAAAGCAAAGUCAAACUUUAUAUUAAAGAUGUAAAAGAACAAAAUAGACGUUCCGCAGAAAAUCAUAUGAAGCAGAAUCAGGAAGAUACGAUUCAUAACAAAAGUAACACUAACCAUAAGAACAAUGAUGUAAAAGAGACAAAGCUUACAGUAACCAACAAGACAAUAAAAGAUUAUGCCGAAAGAACAAUUAAAGAGUUGGAAACCGCAGAAGCAUGUGAGGGAGAUAAAAUAACUUUCAGUACUUCUCCAAUAUUAAAUGGUCAAGAUAAUAAAAAUUAUUUAGAAUCGAUACAUGAGGAAUCUACACAGGAUGAAAGAGAUCCUUUGAACAUUACAAAAAAGAUGCAAAAACAGAAUGGAACAGUUGAAGACAAACAAUUAAAGCUUAAUUUUCCUGAAGCAGCAACUUUUAAUGAAGAAGUCUCACAUUAUGAAAAUGCUAUGCAGCCAUCUUCUAUUCCAAAUGGUCAUCAAGAAGAAUCAACAGUACUUUUUAAUUCACAUACAUUAAAUUGUGAGGAAUUUGUGCACAACAUUUCUAAUCCUAGUCAAAAAAUUGAUCUAAAUAAAAAUGCACAUGUUACUAAGCAAGAAAAUAUUCAACCUGAAACAUACAAUAAUGCAGAGCUGAUGGAUAUGUCCAUAAAUAAUGAUGAUACAACUUGUCUCUUAAAAAUUGAAAACAUUAAGAGCAUUAAGACAAUGUCAGAUGAAAUAAAAAAUAAUAACGAGCAAGUAAGCUCAGGCAAGAUAAAUGAAAAAAUCCAGAACUAUAUUGCCACAUUAAAAAAUGAGUUAUAUGAAAGAGAUGUAAGACAUGAUAAGUUGUUCAAUGCAUUUCACGAACAAGUUAUGGAGAAUAUAAAAUUAAAAGACAAAAUAAAAGAGCUGAAGAAAUCUUUAGCAAAAUAUGAGAAGAAAAGCAAACCUCCAGAACAGAAAGUUGCAUCAAUUCAAACAGAUGACAUUAAAACAAUUGCACCUGAAAAACACCACAAGGAAGCAGAAUCUACACACAUAAAGCAAUCUAAUAAUAAAAUAUUAGGUAAUAGUGUCGCCUCGACAUUAAGCUCUAUAGAUCAGUGGAGUGAUGGCGCUUGUAAUUUAUCGAUAUCGAUGAAACCACCUGAAGCAGUAAAAACGUUACAUUCUGAUGAUAGUAUAAUGUUGACCAAUGGUACACCAGCAAAAACAACUCGAUCACUAUCUCGCACAUUUAUUACUUCGUCCCGAAUCUUACAAACUCUUUCAAAUAUUACACAAGGAAAAACAAAAUUAGAAAGUCCUUUGGUACAAAAUUCAAAGAGAAGAUUAAGUGAAAAUUCAAUGACAGAACUGCAAAAUGAUGAUGGUAGAUGUCAAGUUGUCAAUGGUAGUUGUCGACCAUCUAGCUCUAAAAAAAGAAAGAUUGAGGAUAUUGAACCAUCUAGUUUUCUAUCUUCCAAAGCUUAUGAAACUGCUACAGAAUCACAUCUAAAGUUAAAUAAUUUACCUAAUGAUUCACAGUUUAAGCAUCCAUGUGAUUUGGUAAAAGAGAAAGUGGAAUCACAAGAAAAUUCUUUUAAUAUCAACACAAGCCAAUUAGAAACUUCUGCUUCUAUGGAAGAAAAUAUGGAAAUGUCUGAUGAUCAAGAUGAUAAUGUAAAAUGCUUCGUAUAUCACGAGAGUGAAAAUAGUAAAGAUCAUAGUUUUCUAAUCAUAGCAAAAGAACCUGCAAAAGAAAAGACUGUUAAUGAAAAAAGACGAGAAGGUGGUCCAUACAUAGUUGGUAAUAUAGAAGUAAGAAUGUCUGAAAUUAAUGGAACAAUCAACAUUUGGGGAAAAGAAAUCAGUCAAGAAUCGACAGCCGAAACUGGAAUAGAAAAUGAGAUAGAAAUAUCUACUAAAGGGAUAAAUGAUAAAAAAUGUUUUUGCUUACAAAAGACACCACAUACCAGGUUUAAUGGCAAUAAUUUAGUAUGUUCGACAAGUAAAAAAUGUAAAACUCCUCCUACAUUUGACCUCUCUUCAGCCGUGUCUAAUUUUUCAUGCACACAUUCACCUUCAUUUAAUAUGGCAAAAGCAUCCUGUUCAACAGAUGCACAGAAAGCACAUGCAAAUACCCUACUUAAUCCAAGCAUAUGUGUUUCCUCUUGCGAAGAUUAUGAAUUGUCAAAAGAUCAUAAAGAAUGUUCAAAACAUAAACAAACACAUGACCAAGAAAAAUUACAUUCCUGUUGCAUUCAUAAUGUAGAUUUAUUAGAGCAGAAUUGUUCCUUACAUAAAGAAAAACAGAAGUUUGAAGAUAAUUUUAAUUGUAGCAAAGAAAAACUAAACACCAAGGAACAUCGGCGAAGUUUUUCAAGAAACCUACAACCUAACAAGCAUUUACAUAAAAAUAUUGUUAAUUCUACCAUAGAAGAACCUACGUAUAAAUGUCAAACAGCAGCAUAUCAUGACACGCUACAUGAUCCAAGAGAAACUUGUCAAGAGAGUCAUAAAUGUUGUAACACAUUGAAAGAGACUUGUACAUGUGAGCCGCAAUCAAUAAGUAUAGAUCGAGAUUGUAACGAGUCGUGUAAUCAUCUUUCUCCUAAUUUACGUGACGAAGAACCAUUAAUAACAUUAAAACAAUGUAGCGAAACACCAGAGACAAGACGACGAAGAUUAAGUGGGAAAAGAGUGCGAGGACUCCUAAUGGACCUCAUACGAGGAUGCGGAGAUUGUUACAAUUCCAAUCCAUCUAAUAGUAACAAAAACUUUAUGCACAAGAAGGAAUGUUAUUUAACGAAUUGUCCUCAACAAAUCAAAAUUUCGUCAUGUACAUCUCCGGAACCAUCAUGUUCAAACUCAGGACAACCUGUUGGAAGAUGCUGUCAUGCUUAUGCACAGCGAAUUGAAUCUCAGCUGGAGGAAUUUCGAGUAGAAAUGGAAAGAGUGCGAUCGCGUUCGGAUGCUAUUCUUAAUAUGCUCAAUAUGCUUCAUUCAGAUGCGAACUAAAGGAAUUCAUAUCUCUGAAUGUUAGGUGUUACAGGUAUCUGAGCGGCAGGCCCUUUCAACGCAAGUCCCGGGGUCACACACGUCGAGGGUGGAGGUGGACAACAAGCACAUGGUGCACAAGGUCCAGUACACUUGAGCAAUUUACGUUGUUGUUCCAGUUGUUGCCGCUCUCGUUGCACAUUCGCUAACUCCAUCUGCAUAUUAC